CUGUGUCCCCAGGCUGUCAGGCCCGUGCUGUGCCCAGUGAAGAGCCCAAGACGAAAUGGGAGGAGAUGGUGGACCAGUUCUGGCAGUAUGUGGCUGACGUGAACACCAAGAUGGAUGGAGUUGUGGACAACCUAAAGAGCUCCCAGCUGACCCGUGAGCUGGAUGGACUGAUCAGGGACACCAUGGCCGAGCUCAGCGUGUACAGCGAUGACCUCCAGAACAAGCUGGCGCCCUACACGAAGGACGCGGGCGAACGCUUCGCCCGGGACUUCGCCGUCCUGCGCGACCGGCUGCACGCCGACAUGCUGGGCGCCCGCAACAAGGCGGCGCAGUACAGCGAGGAGAUGCGCGUGAUGAUGGAGCAGAAUGUGGACGACGUGCGCAACCGGCUCAACCUGUACACCCGCAAGCUGAAGAAGAGGCUGGGCAAGGACACCGAGGAGAUCCGCAGGUAAGAGCACCGGGCUCAGGUCAGAGGUCAGCACU
Molecule: messenger RNA, 486 nt
Organism: Lepisosteus oculatus (spotted gar)
Lineage: Eukaryota; Metazoa; Chordata; Actinopteri; Semionotiformes; Lepisosteidae
Source: RefSeq, a predicted model, not a curated record